ACACACACACACACACACACCGAGCCAUGGAGGUGAUGGAGCAGCAGCAGCGGCAGGUGGAGGAGCAGGUGGAGAGGCUGCUGAGCGGUCAGGGGUCAGAGGUCACCGGGUGUGACGUCGCCUUGGACCAGAGCAAACCAGCCACCCUGAGGAAGAACGUCACCUUCAUCGUCUGCGGCGUCAUCUUCAACGACAAGGAGGAGGUGCUGAUGGUGCAGGAGGCGAAGCAGGAGUGUUAUAAGCAGUGGUACCUGCCUGCAGGGAGGGUGGAGGUGGGAGAGAGCCUGGAGGAGGCACUGAGGAGGGAGGUGAAGGAGGAGGCAGGGUUUGAGUGUGAACCAAUCACCUUGCUGCUAAUCCAAGAGCAGGGACCACAGUGGAUCCGCUUCAUCUUCCUGGCUAAAAUCACAGGUGGGACCAUGAAGAGUCUGGCAGCAGCAGAUCAGGAGUCUCUUCAGGCCGCCUGGUGGGACAGACAGUCUGCUCUUCCUCUGAGAGGACGAGACAUCCUCCGUCUCAUCGAGUCUGGACUCAAGUACCAUCAGUCUCCCUGGCAUCCUGUCACAUUACCUGUAGACCUGAGCUGCCGUCACGUGCUGCAGAGACUCGUCCUGGUCUUCACCAACGCCGAGCAGAAGGUCUGGAUGCUGCUCAUCAAAGCCCCGGUGCUCCACCUGCCCACAGCGGCGGCGGUGAAGACCCACGUGGUGACGUGGGCGGCCAACAUGGUGGUGCAGGAAGCGAUGCCAUCAGCGUACUACGACCACGAAGUCAACACGCUGGGCGUCUUCAGCCUGCAGCACAACGGCCGGCAGCACGGGAAGACCGACGGCGUCUGCUUCAACACGCUGGUGGCUCUAAAACCCGACCGCGUCCAACGCAACGAGGAUGGGGAGAAGGUGGAGUGGACGGAAACGGGACAGCCGCCUCCUGUGGAAAACCCUCGCUACGUCUGGUUUGAAGUCCAGAAACAGACACUGAAAGAGAAACUAGUGGAAAUGACCAAAAACACUUCGAUCCUACCGAUCCACAGUCUGUACUGACCAACAUCACCUUCAACCUGAGAGACAAUACAGUUCAGUUUUUUCUGAUUGGUUCCUUCACUGUUCAUCAGAGGCCACAUGUUGAACUUUACAGCAGACAGCAGAGACACACAAACACACAGAGAUAAAAACACUAACAACAGGCAGCACAUGAGGAUCUUUACAUUACAUCACUGUUUGAUUGACUAUAGUUUUAACGGUUGAUAGUUUAGAAAUAAGGUGCAUGAGCCCAGUUUUCCACAGUAGGUAUAACCAAUAAACAACCAAAUAUUUGCUGCAGGCUGACAUUCACAAGAACUAAAUAGAUCAUGUGUCAAAAAUAACUUUCAAUAUUCAUAACAAACAACAAGCUUUAACUGCACAAACUAGUAUUAAUCUAAAUGAUAAUCAGCCUUCAUUUAUUUACAGAAACACUAAAAGAAAAAAUCUAAAUAUAUUACAGCGUGGAGGGGGUUUACAUUAGCUUAGAGCUCCCCCUAGUGGCUGAAAGUGAAAACUGCUCUCCAGUAGAUGUUAAUGAACCCUUCAUACUAAACUACGCAGCUCAGCUCUUGAUUUAAGGUUUUCCACAGCACAAAGGUCGAAGUUAGUUCCUGCAAAUGAUUAUUCAGUUAUUCAGUUUUAAUGACUCAUCCCUCGUAGAAAUGUGUAUAUUGUGUAAAUACAGUCAGAUGUGUAGCUCUCUAUAGAAAUGGACUACUGUGUUUUCUACAGCAGGAAAGCUUUCAGUGGGCUUUAUUUCUGACAGCACGUCUUGUUUUUUAGUUGAAUGUAGAUUUAUUUCAGUGAGGUUAUGAUCAGUAUGAAAAUAUAAGAUGAGUUUUGUUGCUUGUUAGUGUUUGAAUGGGAAAAGUAUUGAGGAUAUUUGAAGCUUUCUGUAUGACAACUAUGCAUACGUGUCACAGUUUGAUCCUUACUUGUG
Molecule: messenger RNA, 1965 nt
Organism: Scomber japonicus (chub mackerel)
Lineage: Eukaryota; Metazoa; Chordata; Actinopteri; Scombriformes; Scombridae
Gene: nudt18
Product: nudix (nucleoside diphosphate linked moiety X)-type motif 18
Exons: 7
Coding region: 27-1043 (338 amino acids)
Molecular function (GO): 8-oxo-dGDP phosphatase activity; magnesium ion binding; 8-oxo-GDP phosphatase activity
Source: RefSeq, a predicted model, not a curated record